Molecule: messenger RNA, 3692 nt
Organism: [Torrubiella] hemipterigena
Lineage: Eukaryota; Fungi; Ascomycota; Sordariomycetes; Hypocreales; Clavicipitaceae
Source: the annotation of a GenBank genome assembly
UGCGCUGCAAAGUCCUCGCGCUGCGUUUUUCCUCGCAACCCAGGCUUGGCCCCCACCAAAAAGACGCUACCAGCUGCAGUGCUUAGCGCUCCCCCAGCGCCCCCGAAUAUAUUCUUUGCCCUCUGCCCACCACCUCCUGCACUUGCCCUUCCCUCUCCUCCAAGACCUUGCCAUCAUACAGACUCCAGCUUGGCGGUAUCUCUUAAUUAUCGCUUCUCUCUGGCUGUUUCUUGUCUCCUUGACGAAUACCAUCUUCGGCACCAUCACCAACCUACAAACACCAGCUCAGCCAACCUUACAUCGUCGCCCACCAUCGUCUCUCGCUUUCUCUCACACGCACACGCUUACACGUCGACGCACUUCAUCCGCCACAUAUUACGGCAACGUACGACCGCGGUCAACCCCAACGGAUAAGCCCAUUCAACCCUGGUAUCCGCCAUCGUUUUACUUUGCCCUCCUCCAGCAGAACUUCCAAAUAGUCAUUUUGGGCUAAAUGAAGUCUGGCACCAAAGGCACAGCUCGCUCCAUCCGCUACUAAUCUACACGGCAUCCUUUAACCGCCCAUUACAAUAUUUCAUUAUUUCCUAGCCCUAGGAAAUAUAACGAUAUUCUGUCUCCUUGGACGCCCCUCUUUGCCUAACGGCACUUCUCAGUCACCUUUUUAACACGCACACUUACGCCCACAAUGUUCAGCCAGAGAACAAGCACGCGGAAGCCCGGCGAUGAAUUGCUCGCCAACUUCAGACAGCAGUUCCCUGAAAUCAGAGCCACCCAAGAGCCUGGUGCUCCUGGUGUUCUCGUCAGCGCAGAUGGCACAGCAGACCCCGCAGCGCUAACGCUUCCGCCAACUUCCGAAACUGCAGUGGCUCCUACGGCUCCUUUCCAUGACCAGGAUCCUACCCCUCGAGCCAACAACGAGCAAUGGCGAUUUACACCGUCGCUCCUCGACCCCAACUCGUUCGCCUACAACUCCUUCAUCAACCCUGCCACAGGCCUCUUCACCCCCAACAUUAGCGGCCCUUCUACAACUCUCCACUCCCAAGCUGGUGACUUGCAUACUCCUACCAUGGCCAUGAUGCAGGGGCUCACUACGCCGUUUGGCAUGUCGGCUGCUGCCGAGGCCUUGCACGGAAACUCCAUGGACAUGGCUGGGUUCCCUCCCGUAGCCCCUCAGAUGCUUGACCAGUUUCAACAGUUUCCUGCGAUUGGCGCACCCCAGACCUUUGCCCCGACUGCAUUUGUGCACCAGGACACAGGCUACGAAACCAUGGAGCAGGACGGUACACCCGACCCCACCGAGGGCAAGAUACCGUCCAUGGCAGCCAUCCGAAGCGGCAUGAACACAACCAUGCAGUCGCUUCCCCUUCCCUCCGCCGCAGAGAAGUUCCGCUUCCACUCGACUCUCAACGCCCCGACCGCCAUGAUUAAGCACGCCGAUGAGAUCCCCAUCACAUACCUUAACAAGGGCCAGGCUUAUGCUCUCUCCGUUGUCGACACUGGUGCAAGAAUGCCACUUCUGCCAGGAACCAAGUACCGCACCUUUGUCCGCGUCUCCUUUGAGGACGAAGAGCAGCGUGCUAAGCCAGGUGUCUGCUGGGGACUUUGGAAGGAAGGCCGUGGCACAAGCGAGUCCCACCAGCGCGGAGGCAAGCUCCAGGCUGUGGAGUAUGUCGAAGCCAACCAACCUCCAGAGGGCGACAACAAACGCACUCGCAUCGAGGUUGAGUCCUCAUCCUUUGACGGAUUUUGCGUUACUUGGACGCCCGGCACAACCGGUGCUCCCGAGGUCAACAUCAACGUUCGCUUCAACUUCUUGUCUACUGACUUUAGCCACUCCAAGGGCGUCAAGGGUAUUCCUGUCCGCCUAUGCUCCAAGACGAGCAUCGUUUCGGUCGAUUCCAACGACACUAUGCCUGAGAUUUGCUUCUGCAAGGUCAAGCUCUUCCGCGACCACGGUGCCGAGCGAAAGUUGUCCAACGAUGUCGCCCACGUUAAGAAGUCGAUUGAUAAGCUAAAGCAGCAGAUUGCCCAAGCGGAAAGCGGUCUCAAGGACACCAAGAGAAAGCGCCAGAGCAUUGCUUCCAAGGCCAGUGUUGACUUGCAAAAGGCAGGUAAGGCACCCAAGCACAAGAGAACGUGGUCCAUGUCCUCGACGAGCUCUGCAUCCAACGCGCCUAGAAUGACACUCGAAGAGGAUCUCCACUUCCGCCUUCAGACUAUGCAGGACAUGUUUACGAGCACCCGCCCUGUUAGCAUUCUCUUCCUCCGCGGCGAAAACGGCGAUGAUGCCGAUCUUAACCCCGUCUCCAUGCCCGGUGAACUUCCGUCCCUCGGACGAGAGGGUCGCCAAUGGCAAGCCCGCAGCGGCCAGAGCUCUGUGCGAAGCUCGCUUGUUUCGCCUUCCCCUAGCUCCCUGUCCUUGGCGUCGCAAGCUUCUGGCCACUGGCAGAACUUUGACUCCAAUAAUGUCACAGCUGUGAACAAGACGGACGAUAGUGGCACAUUGAGUGGCUGGAUCGAGGCGCUCGGUGUUGACCCUUCAUACCGCCCGCCCCGUGAACGCAGCCCCCGACCCAUUGCCUGCGUCUACAUUCUGUGCGACGACGCCAGCGACGCAUCCAAGCGCGAGUAUCACCGUGCUGUCUACCUCAUGCAGCGCACAUUGACUGAGCUUAACCGCCAGAUUGCCAGCAAGUGGAAUCUCGACCAGGCCAAGAUUCAACGCACUAUUCGAGUCCUUCCAAACGGCCUUGAGGUGGAGCUCGACGAUGAUGCUGUAAAAGAGCUCAAGGAGGGCCAAGACAUGCGCAUGGAGAUCAAGAAGACGACAGCGAACGGCAUCAAAAACGAGACCUCUAUGGAAGUCGACGAUGACGCCGUCAGCAGCAUUGUCAUCCGCCUCACGUUUUAAAUCGACACAUCGAAAAACACACACAAACAAGAGCUCAGUGAGCUCAAUGCACGUUAAACCUUGUUCAAUUCUCGACUCUAUUCGCCUUUUUUUUUUUCAUUUAUUCGGCGGUGUGCUCCAUAUAACACCCCGUCGGCCUUUAUAUUUUACGGACAUUACGUACGGCAUCACGUACAGAAAAUUGGAAAACGCUUUGGGAAGCGAGCCCUCAGCCGCCAUGAACCUGGCUGGGGUAGCAUGUAAUGAGUAUAGUUUUUGUUUUUGCAUACUAGGGCAAUGGGGGCGUAUACGACGAACAAAACUGGAGCUGGCUGACCCGAUGAUCAGUGGUGGUAAUAAUUGGGAGGUUGUAAUGUAUUUUAGCUUUUUGUAUGUUGGGUCAGGAGUCUGGAUAGCCCUAAGGCACUAUGGAAUUGGAUAACUAGGCAGAGAUAAUGACACAGAAAGACAUUGAAUCUGCACUAAGACGGACCCUUUGGCGUAAUCUGCGUGUCUUGAGUGGGAGCUAAACAAGGGGGAGUGUUUAUAAUUGGUUAUACCUUGUAGGCAAACAUUUCCGGGCUUCCGAGCGUGAAGUAUUCUGUAUAUGACAGUUGAUGCCCCCGGAAUGUCUUGCGUACAAAACCAGGAAAUCGCAAGCAAGGGUACAGGGGGAAUGCGCGGGAGGUGGCAGUGCAGAUAGCGCUGGUGGACCUCCAGCGGACUGGCAUGAGGCUCUCCUACUGGAACAAGUAAUAGAGAAGGAAUAGCGGCCGGCGCGGCGUGUUAGCGUCAGGGGCGG